CAAGUACGGCAGUAAACUCCAUAACACCUGAGAAAUUAUACUUCCAUCCAUUAUCUUAACUCUGUCAAAUGUUUUAAAACUCAAGUUGUGAAUAUUUGCAAAAAAAACAUACUUUUUCUGUGUAUGUAAGAAUAUAUGCUUUUUAAUUGAUAAAAAAAGGGACAAAAUGAUUUUAAAAAGCUGCUGCCACCUUGUGGUUUAUUGCAAUAAGCAUUUCGUCCAGACCAGAAAAAUAAAAUUUUUUAAUUCUUAAAAUGUAAUAUUUAUGCACUAAAGACAAAAUGCCAAUCAGUUGUAUUAAAAGAAAAGCAGCAGUUAUGAUAAAAUAUGUUUUAUUUCAGUAUAUCAGAAUUUUAGUGAUUCCCUGCAGGAUUUUAAUCACUUCUUUGUUGUCAUGUUUUUAUUGUAUUAUUUUUCUUUUAUUUUGAAAGUUUCUAGGUUCAAAUCUGUCAAAUUAACACAUUCUUCAUGUUAUUUACCAUAGAAUUCCAAUGUAAAAAUCCAUCAAUGAAGUCAGCUCAAACAUUAGCAAACAUCCAUCUCUGUUCAUUGUCCUAUGAUGUUCCAUCAUUGAUUAAGUCAGAACUGUUUGGUCUUGUCAACAUUCGUCUGUUAUCUCCGGCUGGAGAAGUCUUUGACUCGGGAUCUGUUUCUGAAAGUGGCUCCAUUGACUGAACGCUGAUGUGGAGAAGAAUGUUCCGGCGGCAGACGGGAUAGAAUGCGGAUCUAUGGGAGGCAUGUUUACUCUGUCUGCAACCUCUGUUGUUGUUGUUGUUUGGUGUUGACAACACAUAGCUGUCAUUCUUCGCCACGUUGUCCAGAUGACUCAGCGGACAGAUCUCGUCUGAACCCGUGUCACGAGUCACCCUUUGAACGUUGAUGUCAUCUACAUGUUCGCUUUAAUAACAAAGAAUUAUUUGAGAAAUCAUUUUAAAACUCAAUUUGUGAAGGGAAUCAGCUUUUCACCUUUGUUCCAAUUCCCCUUUAUUCAUUAGAGCAGAAUUAAUUUCCCUCCUCCAGUCUGCAUAGCAACCAGGAUGAAGCUUCAGUGCACACACAGAAAACAAUUGUCCCCCAGCCUUCAAGUAUCCUUCUUUUCAAUCCCAGUUUUCCCUUUUUUCAAAAUAAUUCACCUUUUUUUUCCCUAACUAUUCAUAAAAAUCCAUCGUCGGAAGAUCAAUAAAAACAUUUAUUAAAAAAGAAGAACUAGGUCAUCAUAUUUGUUAUAUUUUAAAUUCUAAGCUUAUUAAUUACACCAAAUUAAAAAUGGGAUUUACUGAGGAAGGAAAGCCAUUUCUCCUAUUGUGUCCAAUUGAAAGGUGACUCCCCCCCUCCUCCUUUCGGCUGAAGUUCGGUUUGUUUGUCCAAGGGUUUAAUAUUUAGCCACAAGUAUUUUCUUUUACAACCAGUCAGCCGGCAUCUCUUUCAGAUCUGUAAACACGACGCGCUUUAGCUCUACCUGCUCAGGGGGGCUCUUACAGUUCGGCCUUUGCAGGACGCCGCUCACUCCAUUAGGGAUUUGCAAAUGUGAGCUGAAGGUUUUCCACCUCUGGGUUCAAUAACGGAGUAAGAAAAAAAAAAGAUGGGACCUUGUACAGCAGUCAAUGGCUCAAAGGACAAAAAAGCCCGCGAGAGCUGUAGCGGCCCGGCAAGACCUCGGCUGAGAAGCAGCAGCGAUGGAAGCAUCUGGACCAGGAGGAUAGUCGGCGCACACAGCUGCUCCUCCUCUUUGGUGCUGUCCAACCCCAAAUCAGUUCUGAAAAGACCGGUGAGCACAGAGGAGCUGCAGACACCAGGAGGUCCCUACAUGAAGAAAACCUUCACAAUCAUGGGGGAUGCGGUGGGUUGGGGGUUUGUGGUCCGAGGAGCCCGACCUUGCCACAUCCAGGCCGUGGAGCCCUGCGGUCCAGCUGCUGCUGCUGGGAUGAAGGUUCGCCAGUUUGUGGUUUCGGUUAACGGCCUCAACGUUUUAGACAUGGAUUACCGCACUGUCAGCCACCUGAUCCUGACGGGGCCCAGGACGGUGGUGAUGGAGGUGAUGGAGGAGACGGACAACUGAGGAGAGACUAAAUCGGUGAUGCUUCGCAGGAAAAUUUGACUGAAAAACUGAAGGUGAUGACUUUUGCCGGAGAGUUUUUACAUUUUAUCUGAAUCCUAGUCUCAGUUUUCAUCACGCGUCAUCCUAUGACAUCAGAAGCUGCAAACACACAACCAUUACAUGAGCACUCGAAAAACCUCCAAGCUCCUCCUUUUCUUGCGUUUACCUUUCCAUCCACUCCUGCCUUGUUCCUGGAAAAGACGUGUGGAGAGAGCAUCACGGAUGUAACCAGAGUGUUUGUUUUUUUUAACGCUUUAGUCUUUUUUGUAUAUUUUAUUUCUUUUUUUUUAGAUGUAGCUUUCAUUCUUUUUCCUGCAAAAUAUACCUCCUUGAUGGUCAGUAAUAUUUGUCUUUUUAUGUUUGGAUGAAAAUUGUUGCUUGUUUUGUAUAUUUUAAUAGUUAUUUUCAUUUUAACGCGACUGUGUUUUAGGAAACCAACAUUUAUUUUAAGGUCUGCAAUUGUACACAGUGUUUUUUUGCAAACAGUUCUUUAAAUGAUUUACACUUCUCACAUACAGUUUGAUGGACAAAUAUUGUUUACCCUUUAAAGUCAUCCAAGAAAAUGUAAAUUAAGCAUAAAGUACAUGUCAAAAAACAAUAAAAUUAAAUAGAAAUUUGCUAAAUUUACUAUUAUGAAUAAACAUGCUUGGUUUCCUGUCCUGAAAAAUUUCAUUUUGUAUGAGUUUUACUUUUGUAAAGCUUUUUUUUUCAAAGCUUACGUUAAUUUAAAACUGUUUAUUUGAGCAUGCGCAACUUUGUCAGACGAAAAUGUCAUUACUUGUGUAAAAAAUAAUGAUAAUAAAUUACUCCC
Oryzias melastigma (Indian medaka) is the source of this 2909-nucleotide messenger RNA. RefSeq names its product DEP domain-containing mTOR-interacting protein. The transcript has 5 exons. Gene Ontology annotation, molecular function: protein binding. Bases 1583 to 2059 code for a protein of 158 amino acids. NCBI's taxonomy places the organism in Eukaryota, Metazoa, Chordata, Actinopteri, Beloniformes, Adrianichthyidae. The record is from RefSeq and is a predicted model, not a curated record.